AUGUGGGGCGCGCAGGCGGGGUGGUGGUGCGGCGCGCUGGCGGCCGCCGCGCUGCUGCUGCUGUUGCGUCUGCAUCGCCGCUGCGGACGGCACAAGCCAACGCCGCCGGUCUGUGGCCACCAGGAGACAACUGUAGUGGUUUAGAUCAGGAGAGGUGGCGCCACGCUGCUGCUGCUGCGGACGGCACAAGCCAACGCCGCCGGUCUGUGGCCACCAGGAGCCAACUGCAGUGGUUUAGAUCAGGAGAGGUGGCGUCACGCUGCUGCUGCUACUGCGUCUGCAUCGCCGCUGCGGACGGCACAAGCCAACGCCGCCGGUCUGUGGCCACCAGGAGCCAACUGCAGUGGUUUAGAUCAGGAGAGGUGGCGUCACGCUGCUGCUGCUACUGCGUCUGCAUCGCCGCUGCGGACGGCACAAGCCAUCGCCGAAGGUAUGUGGCCACCAGGAGCCAACUGCAGUGGUUUAGAUCAGGAGAGGUGGCGUCACGCUGCUGCUACUGCGUCUGCAUCGCCGCUGCGGACGGCACAAGCCGACGCCGCCGGUCUGUGGCCACCAGGAGCCAACUGCAGUGGUUUAGAUCAGGAGAGGUGGCGUAACGCUGCUGCUGCUACUGCGUCUGCAUCGCCGCUGCGGACGGCACAAACCAUCGCCGAAGGUGGCCACCAGGUGCACAUAGUCCGUAGCCCGCCGCUGCGGCCCCCUCCCCCCCGCGGGCCGCCCCCGCCCCCACCCGUGCGUGACUCCACGCAGAACACUAUCGCCACUACAACUACCGCACCGACGACCACCACGGAGACCGUGACCGAUACCACUGCAACAUCCACCAUUACCGACCCCCAACCAUCUUCGUCCACAGAUGCGAAUUCCGAAUUCAAAGGCAUCCCUAAAUUACCUUUGCCGGAACAGUGGAUGCAUAAACGAUCGUUGGACUGCAAAUAUUCCGCGACGAUCCCCCGUCCGUUGGCGCAAAUCGUCAACGAAUUAGGCUCCGAGUUGACGCAAGAAUCGCGCGCGAAAAAGUAUAGCGCUACUCGGUCCCCGUCGUUGGAAAAAGACGACAAAUCCCCCUUCUUAGGCGGCGCGAAGUCUGAUAGGGAAGUGUUCGGUUUCGAACCGGACUCGGUUGAAAAACUGGCGGGCGAGAGAGAAGAUAUGAGCGGGAUGACCUCCCCGAAAGACGUUGGGGAGAGAGGCCAGGACUCGCCUGGAAACCUCAGGAGAUUCAGAUCUGUGAGCACGAGACUCAAUAUGUGUAGCGUGAACGAAAAUCCGCAUAUGGAAGGCCAUCAGGAGAGAUUAGAAAUGCAGAACUCUCCGAGGAUUUUAGAAUGCAGCUCUGCUAAGGAGAAGUCUACCGCUCCUAAGUUUGAUUUCUCACCGAAACUUCUCGCUGACAGUUUGAGUUCCCCUCGUUUCUUUACUCCACCGGAGACAGUAUCACCUGCUUUCUUCGCCGAACCGUCCCCUAGAUCUGUUUACUAUGACUCUGUCAGAUCCCCGAAAUUCUUUGCCGAAACGCCGCGCGAUGCGGCUGUAGAAGUGCCACAGUCCCCGAGAACUUUAGGCGAUAAUUUGAACAGAAGUAACGGCUUCGAGAAGCCGAGUUCGCCUCGAGUAUUAAGCGCUAAACCCAGCCCCAAAAUCCAUAGUUGUAACAAAGAAAAUUAUUUCACAUUCGAACCUGUGAGCGUCGCCGAAGAUUUGUCGAGAGCUUCGCCGCGCCCUAGGAAAUAUGGAGGAAGGAAUUCCAUUGAGAGGGAAAGAUUCACGCCGCCAGCUGACAAGGAAGUGAAAAAGUACAGGCGACAUAACAGCUGCGACACCAACUACAAAAACUUAGAGCUCAACAUAACGACGUGCGAUGAUAACAAAGCGAACGAGGACAAAACCGAACUUAUAGAAAAAGACGUGGUUGACUGCUGUGCCAAAAUCGACUCUUUACACGUAGACACAAAGUGUGAAGACAAAAACGAAUUAACGCCGACUCAUUCGACGAACACCGCGCAAGCGCGACGACAAAGAUUAAAGUCCAUCUCCCUGGACUCUGAUAAUGCUAAGAUAAUAGAACAGAACUUAGGUUUACCGAUAGCUAAGCAAAUGAAGGACCAAAUGAACGAAGCGUACAAAAAUCAGGACGUUAGCUCUUCGUACGAGAGUGUGGAAAGGAGAGAUGAGUAUCAGAAAACUCCUUCAAGAGAGAGGCCUGUGUUCAAAUUCGAAGAUGAGAAAAAAGAUAAACCAUGCGAUGAAGAGGAGCCAAAAUCGCCUGACUUGAAACAAAAGAAGAGCUUACGUCAAAGUUCCGACACCCAGUCAUUCAUAGACAUGCCCAGGUUUUCACCGAAAGAGUUCGAAAUAACAGUGACCUCUGAGGAGGGUGCGACGACAGCCGCAGAGACUCAGACCAGAAAGAAAGGGAAGAAUUUGCGAAACCUCACGAUAGACCUAACGAAACGGGACAGUGACUUGGAAAAGGAACUACUGGAGUUUGAAAAACUCUACACUGAUGCCGAGGAAAAGAAAGUGAAAACGCCAACUCUUAAAGUUAAAGCCACUUCUUUAGAUUCUUCUGAAACGGUCAACUUAUCCUUGCCACAAAAGAAGACUUUGGAGGUGCCACAAAACUCUGUGUCCGUGCCAAAUACACCAAAGAGGCAAUUGAAGAGGAUAUUAGCCCAAAAGAGUGUCAAACCUGAUUUUAUGGGUGGAAAAAUGGGAUACAAUACUUUACAAUCUAACGCGGAACACAGGCGUUUGUAUAUGAAAGGUCAGGAUAGCGGCAUUUUCUUGAGAGAAAACCAUGCUUCCUUGAUGCUAUAUCAGCCGGGCCCAUCACGCAUGGGCUCUCGAACGAUGAGUUCCUUCGAAGAGAACGUCGUAGACUUGGAGAAAGGGCCAGAAAUUAACAUAUUAGUAGCUGAUAACCGAUAUCACACGGACACCGGGUCCACGCUAGGAUCCAACUUGUUGAAUUACAAGCAAAACUUAAGCGUAUCCAGUACAAACUUGAAAACUCUCCCAGAAGGCGUGCCCUCUGAUGAUUUCGAACCUAACACGGAAGAAGAAAAGUUCGGAAAGAAAUUGCAUCGCAGAAACUCGAACCAAAGUCUUAUGCUUAGUACGCACAGUUUACAGUCUUCCAAUUGCUCUUUGAGUAGUGCGGGAGCGUCUUGUCACAAUUUAGCUUCUGUACGCAACAGCGUAUCGAAUUUCAGUCUCAAUUCUGAUAAUAGACAGAAGAAGUUGUCUCUAGAACGCCGUGACUCGAACGUUUCUUUAAUGAACGCGGAACAUUUGACACCAACUACACUAGUAAUAUGCUCUUCGAACACAAAUCUUUCCGGAGAAGUGUCUAAAAAUUGCCUUUUGCAAAGACGUGGCUCAAAUAACAGUCUCACGCUAAACAUCCAAUCUUCGAACACGCUAAGUCGGCAUUCGAGCAACAGUUCUCUAAAUAAAGAUGUGAAAAUCGGGCAAAAGAAAGGCUUAUUAGAGCGGAGGAGUUCCAACACAUCUUUGACUCUGAACAUUAACAACUCCAAUCCUCAGCUGUCAGUUAAUCGUGGACUAAGCAUUUCGAAUUACAACUUGAACGGGUCUACUUGUAAUUUGAGCAGGUAUAACAGCAAUUACAGCAUUGACAAUGCGCCCGCGGAACCCAGGAAAGGGAUCCUGGAAAGACGGAGCUCUAAUACAUCGCUGACAUUGAAUAUACAACCGCAGGAACCCAGAGAUUUGGAAAUCGACGAAACUAUGAUCGAGCCGAAACUAAAAGAUCUACCUCACAGGGAUAAGCAUAGAAAAUCUUUAAGCACAGAGAAUUUGAUACCGAAAUCUUACAAAACUCGCACGCGACUACGUUCCAAUGAGAAAGGCGUCGGGUUUGGUUCGCACGAUAACCUCUGGUCCACCUCCUACCACGAGCAAGACUAUCCUCAGAACUUAACUUACGUAUGUGGAGACCAGGAAAACGAGAUAAUUUAUGCUUUUGGUCGUCAAGAAGACCCCAAUUACCAAGCUGGCUUCAUUAGAAACAUAACGACUAAACCUUUGAGUCCUCAAAGCACUUCGGAAGACUUCAGAUUGUAUCUGGCUAACAUGCAACAUUUGCAGAAUGCAUCAAGCGUCUUAUCCCGACAACAACUCAGAGAUUUGAACGACGUAUUUCAAAAUGGGUACUCCAAAGUGAAAUGCCACAGUAGCAACGAGGGCCAACAUUGUUGUUCUGGAAGAGUGGAAGAUUUGGCCAAAGACAAUCCCCAGAUGGUUAUUCCAGACCCGGUACUCUCCCAGCCGUGUUCUGAAUACCAGAAGAUGUUGCUGAGGAAUCUGCACCAGGAGUUCUGGGAUAUGCCGACCAAUUUCCAGGAGAAACCUAUUGUCUCUGGUUCCCAUCCGAAGAAUAGAUAUAAGACGAUAUUGCCGAACGAACAUUCGAGGUUUAUCUUGAGAGGGGAUGCGGGGAUGGGUGAAGGAUACAUCAAUGCUAAUUUUAUUAAGGGGCACGAAUACUCCAAAAACAGCUACAUCGCCACCCAGGGUCCCCUCCAGAACACAAUCUACGACUUCUGGUCUAUGGUCGUCCAAAACCAUUCCCAAUAUUACAACCGGAAGGCGGCCGACGCUUCACCAACCAUACAAAAGGUGGUUAUGCUCACAAACUUCAUAGAGAACAAUAGACAUAAGUGUGAGAAGUAUUUCCCUUUAGAAGAGGGCGAGGAAAUCUCCUUUGAAAACCCGGAAGAGAUUGAAUCCGAUGAAUCCACACUGAAGAACGCUUUCAUAAUAAAAAACUGCGGCAUGGUUAAAAAAGACGGUUACACAAUAAGGAAGUUAGAUGUGAAACAUUUGACGGAGUUCAGUGAAAGUGACAGUGUAUUAGUGUACCACUAUUGGUUCCACAAUUGGGCGGAUCACAAGUGUCCCAAAGACGUGAACGCUUUACUAAACUUGAGUUUGGACGUUUUAAAAGACUCUGUUUACAAUUUCGACGAGAGGGACGUUGCAAAAUCCGAUAUUUGUAAAUGUGACAGUGCUAAGUCGGAUUCUAAAUUCGUUUUUCCCCCGCUAGAGGGUGCUAGUGUUAAGUGUGAAGUGACAGUGAAUGUGGCAAAACCCGUGGAUCUGUUGGAUUUUUCCGUAGAACAGAAAUCUCCUCCGACUAUUGUGCACUGUUCGGCUGGAAUCGGUCGGACCGGAUGUCUCAUUGCAAUACUGAAUGGUAUUAAGCAGUUGACCAAUGAACAGAAAGUUGAUGUGCUCGGUAUAGUUUGCAAUAUGAGGUUGAAUCGUGGUGGCAUGGUGCAGAACUCGGAGCAGUACGAACUGAUACACAAGGUUCUGUGUUUGUUCGAACAAGCUUGUUUGCCUUCGUUAUAG
Molecule: messenger RNA, 5379 nt
Organism: Chilo suppressalis (striped riceborer)
Lineage: Eukaryota; Metazoa; Arthropoda; Insecta; Lepidoptera; Crambidae
Source: the annotation of a GenBank genome assembly